Astrephomene gubernaculifera is the source of this 2875-nucleotide messenger RNA. The record is from the annotation of a GenBank genome assembly. Lineage: Eukaryota; Viridiplantae; Chlorophyta; Chlorophyceae; Chlamydomonadales; Astrephomenaceae.
UUGAACCCUGUUCGUAACGCAAAAUGGAAACACAGCGCAGCUCGUUCACUUGCACAAUCUACUACACAUUUCAUACAGGCUGUGCCGCAUCUAAGCAUUCUAAAUGACUGUAUAGAAUUGAGGCCUCAAGCCGCUGGUCGAGCCGUAUACGUAAGCUUGCUUCGCCCCUAAGCUUCAGCUCUUUUUACCAAAACUACUUUUCGGUGAUAUUUGUGUGGCUCAUACAAAUGCUAUGCAGUUGAAUAGGCACCCAAGUAUAUCCGUGGGUAACCGUCAGCCCCCUCCCUGGUUCGGUAAGUGAGCCAGGGCCUACAUCUCAGCACGAAGACGGCCAUCAAUAGCGGAAAUUGUCUUGCGCUACAGCCGGUGAUCUUGUUCAUAUACCUUCGUAAGCUCUUGCUGAGCUCCUUUCGUCAAACCACUAGAUAAUGCUUCACCAGAGCGCUGGGCACAAGGCGUGCCAUCGCCAGCAGCAGCUGGCUAGGUGUUCUUCUUCGCAGCUUCUCGUCACUCCACGCCGGGUGUACCGCCCACAGUCCGCGCUCUUUGCGCGUCUUAGCCAGGAGCUAGCUCGCCGUAAUGCUUCUUGCCACGCCGUUCAGCCGGACUUUGACCUCGCCCUAGCGGUUCCGCUCGCGCAUGCCUCAUUCGAUGCCUACAGCCCGCCUGCGGGCGCGAAGGUCUCAGAGGGCUACAAGGCUGUGGGAACCAUGGUUACCUGCCUGAACCCGGACUUCCUCAAAACCGCCUUCCAGGGCAUGCUGGAGGUGACGGUGCUGAGCGCCUCGGGGCUGCGCAACACCGACACUCUGAGCAAGAGCGACCCCUACGUGGUGGUGACCCACGGGUCGCGCGGCUACCGGACCGCUACCAAGGAUAACACGCUCAACCCCGUGUGGGACGCCAAGGCGGCCCCCGUAAAGAUUCCCGUGGUGGAAGCCGUCAAUGGUGUUCUUUCCGUACAGUUGUACGACGAGGACCAGUUCCGGCAGGGCGAGGAGUUGGGCCAGGCCUCCCUGCCGCUGGCUCAGCUUGGGGGCCAGGGCGAGAAGACGCUGACGCUGCCACUGAGCGGCAAGGGUGCUGCCGCCGGCUCCACCGUCACCCUGCGCUGCCGUAUGCGUCUGUGGUCCGAGAUGAGUGCCGCGGAGCUGGCGUCGUUCACCGCCGACAACACCAGCGACGCGGCAGUGGAGGCGGUGGCGGGACUCAAGGUGGCCGAGGCGGCUGCUGCGGCGCUGGCAGCAGAUACCGUGAACGGCGGCGCUGCGGCCCCUCAGCUGCCUGGCAACGUUCAGGCCGCCGCGGCCCAGGAUGCGGCCGCUGCCGCCGCCGCUGCCGAGUGCGCCCAGUGGCGUGACCUUGCUGUGCAGAUGGGCGGGCGGGAGGCGGAGCAGCUGCUGCCGCUGGCCUUCGUGGACGCAACCAGCACUGACACGCAGGCUUGGAUGCUGGCCAACAAGGAGAGCAAGACGGUUGUGCUGUCCUUCCGAGGCACCGAGACGUCCCAGUGGAAGGACAUCUUCAGCGACCUCAACCUCUUCCAGAUCCAACCCAAGAGCCUGAAGCCCAAGAACCCCAAGAUUACGGUGCACAAGGGCUUCCUGGCUGCUUACGAGAGCAUUCGGGAGACCAUUACCGCUCUUCUUGAGACCGUUCUUAACGGCAGCUGCAACGGUUGCUCGUCCAACGGCAGCAAUUGGCGUAUCCUGGUGACGGGCCACUCGCUGGGAGGCGCCCUGGCCACCCUGGCAUCGUACGACCUCAAGCUGCGGGACGCCACUCGCGACAUCACCUGCUACACGUACGGCGCCCCCCGGGUGGGCAACAAGGCGUUCGCCGAGGAAUACAACUCCCUCGUGCCUCACACCUUCCGGGUCACGAACAAGUACGAUAUUGUGGCCAGCGUCCCCCGGGUUGCCGAGUACACCCACGUUGGUCGGCCGGUGCAGCCCGCCGGGGAGGGUGGAGCCCUGCAGGUGGUGCAACCCGCUGCGGAGCUUUCCUUCGAGAAGAAGAUGCUGGAUAAGGGACCCAACUACGUCAUCUCGCAGCACAUGGGCUACAACUACUUGGCCACAUUCCAGAAGGCGGUUAAGGCGGUUGGCGCGGGCAAGGCAAAUGAGGAGGAUGGCAAGAAGAAGCUCGCACAGGUGGCGUGAGGUGCGAGGAAGAGGCGGUUCAGGGUGAACAAAAUAUUGUUUGGGUUGUGAUGAGCAGUGGGGAUGAAGGGCGACGGCGGGCGAAGGUCGCAGGCGGGUGUCAGGUAAGGUUUCUAGGGCACCGCUGAUUGUCGUAAUCUAGGUAAGCUUUCUUGCGGACUGGCGGAGGCGGCACUUAACAAUGUUUGUUACUCGGCAUAUGGAUUAAACGUGCGGCGUGCUGCGAUGUUGCUAUCGUGUUGCUAUUCAUGUUGGAGGAAAUAAUUGUAGGAAUUGGUUUCUCCUUCGAAAACGAUGUCAAAGUGAUAGAGGAAUUGUACGGCAUUCCUCUAUGUUCGAAGCUCGUUGUUCAAAGUCUCCGGUCGUGUGAGCAUAGUUGUAUAUGUAUGUGUUCAGAAGGAGAUGCAGAUACGUGAAGGGGUUCAGCGUCCAGGUCUGAUAUUACUAAUCGGCAAAGCUGGGUCCACGCAAUUGCCAAGUCGACAACAUCGCAAUCAAUUAUAAUGCUCAUGUGUUGCCUACAUGGAACUGCCGUUUGGGGCCUUGGACAAACCCCUGAACCGCCAUGGGAAGCAGCAAGAGUAGAUAGGGCGUGUACAAAAUUUCGACAUAUCCCAUGUGCCUUCCUGGGUGUUGGCUUUGCACACCAGAGGGUGUGAGCUAAUAAGUAUUGUAAUCAGGGAGACCAAUGGGACAUACAUGAAGGAAGGGGC